AUGUUCCCUACCCGUAGGGACACAAUUGAGAUGUUCCUACCCGUAGGCACAAUUGAGAUGUCCCCUACCCGUAGAGACACAAUUGAUAUGUGCCCUAAUCGUAGAGACACAACUGAGCUGCGCUCUACCUGUAGAGACACAAUUGAGGUGCACUCUACCCGUAGAGACACAACUGUGAUGUGCUCUACCCGUAGAGACACAACUGAGCUGCGCUCUACCUGUAGAGACACAAUUGAGGUGCGCUCUACCCGUAGAGACACAACUGUGAUGUGCUCUACCCGUGGAGACACAACUGAGAUGCAUUCUCCCCGUAGAGACACAACUGUGAUGUGCUCUACCCGUGGAGAUACAACUGAGAUGCACUCUACCCGUAGAGACACAAUUGAGGUGCACUCUACCCGUAGAGACACAACUGUGAUGUGCUCUACCCGUGGAGAUACAACUGAGUUACGCUCUAGCCGUAGAAACGCAAUUGAGUCGCGCUAUGUGCGCAGUCAGCGACACAACAUGAUGCUCUCUUCCCGCACACGGAAUGGCAACUAA
Molecule: messenger RNA, 543 nt
Organism: Acanthosepion pharaonis
Lineage: Eukaryota; Metazoa; Mollusca; Cephalopoda; Sepiida; Sepiidae
Source: the annotation of a GenBank genome assembly